This is a messenger RNA of Aspergillus niger, 426 nucleotides long. RefSeq lists its product as uncharacterized. The transcript is spliced from 4 exons. Lineage: Eukaryota; Fungi; Ascomycota; Eurotiomycetes; Eurotiales; Aspergillaceae. The record is from RefSeq and is a predicted model, not a curated record. The coding region runs from base 1 to 426 and encodes 141 amino acids.
AUGGCCGCGGAGUAUGGAAUGCUUUUCGGAGUCCUGUCCGAAGAGUCAAGCAGGGCCUCAGUGCCACCACGCCGAUUUCAUGUCAAACAGCUCGGAUCCGGGGCUGGUCGAGGAACUGCUGAAGUGGGUAACCCGGUCAAGGCCUGCAUGGUUGCGUGGAUGGAUGCGCGGGAUGAGGAGUUGACUCCAUCGGAUGCUCCAUCGGUCGGGACCGAUCGGCGAGGCGCAAGGCCGGUAAUCGGGGAUGGGGGCGACGAGCUUCCUUUUUGCAUUGCGUCUGCACCACGGAGUAUUCCGGGUACGAUUGUUCACCCUUGCGAGGAAUACUCCGUGGUGGAUGGAUCAACAUACACCGGGCAAUACGAGUCAAUGUCGGGUGACAAAGCCAACAAGUUGAGGGAUUUUGUAAGCUUUGACAGAGCGUGA